Messenger RNA from Salarias fasciatus (jewelled blenny), 933 nucleotides. Its product is annotated as cell surface glycoprotein 1-like. The transcript has 3 exons. Bases 1 to 933 code for a protein of 310 amino acids. The record is from RefSeq and is a predicted model, not a curated record. Lineage: Eukaryota; Metazoa; Chordata; Actinopteri; Blenniiformes; Blenniidae.
AUGGAGAACGCUCCGGAGCUGGAGCUAUCUGCUGCUGUCCGGGUUAUCCGCUCCUCCUCAGCGGUCUGUUUUGGCGCCGAGCAGCCCGGGACGGAGCUUCCUGGUUCCUUCAUGCAGAUCAGACAACACUGGACGGGCCGGGACGGCCCGAGUCCCUCACAGGACGGCCCGAGUCCCUCACAGGACGGCCCGGGUCCCUCACAGGACGGCCCGAGUCCCUCAGAGGACGGCCCGAGUCCCUCAGAGGACGGCCCGAGUCCCUCAGAGGACGGCCCGAGUCCCUCACAGGACGGCCCGAGUCCCUCAGAGGACGGCCCCAGUCCCUCAGAGGACGGCCCCAGUCCCUCACAGGACGGCCCCAGUCCCUCACAGGACGGCCCGAGUCCCUCACAGGACGGCCCCAGUCCCUCAGAGGACGGCCCGAGUCCCUCACAGGACGGCCCGAGUCCCUCAGAGGACGGCCCGAGUCCCUCACAGGACGGCCCGAGUCCCUCAGAGGACGGCCCCAGUCCCUCAGAGGACGGCCCCAGUCCCUCACAGGACGGCCCCAGUCCCUCACAGGACGGCCCGAGUCCCUCAGAGGACGGCCCCAGUCCCUCACAGGACGGCCCCAGUCCCUCACAGGACGGCCCGAGUCCCUCACAGGACGGCCCGAGUCCCUCACAGGACGGCCCCAGUCCCUCAGAGGACGGCCCGAGUCCCUCACAGGACGGCCCGAGUCCCUCAGAGGACGGCCCGAGUCCCUCACAGGACGGCCCGAGUCCCUCAGAGGACGGCCCCAGUCCCUCAGAGGACGGCCCCAGUCCCUCACAGGACGGCCCCAGUCCCUCACAGGACGGCCCGAGUCCCUCAGAGGACGGCCCCAGUCCCUCACAGGACGGCCCCAGUCCCUCACAGGACGGCCACAGUGGAACCUGGAACCAGGCCAUGUAA